AGCAGCUUAAUGCCAUGGGGCCACCAAUUAAAGAUGCUAAGUUGUAGAGGAAGGUUUUUGCUGAUCGAAAAUACCAAGCAAAAAAGAAGCUUUCCUUCAAGCAUCGAAGCAGCGAAGUGGAGGAGGUUAAUCGAAGCAGCUGGACUCAAAGCUUGCGUAGAGGGCAUAACAAAUGUUUCUGCAUUUGGAAAUAACCCAACUACGCAAGCUUCGACAUUUACCGUUAACUGUGACAGCUGUGAUGAGGAGGCAAACCCUUUCCCCAGCUCCUUACCAGUCCCAACAACUUCUAAACAGUCGCUACUCGCUACAACAACAACAACGUCAACAGAAAAAACUCCAAGCACUUUGAGAAGAAAAAGUAGGAGUGACGAAAAGUUGGAGUUACUUCAACAAAACAUGAAAUCGCUCUCAGCUUUUCAAAAAGGCAUAGACCAGAAGCUUAAGAGGUUAGUAGCAGCACAAGAAAAAAUGCUGGCACUACAGGAAAAAAUGGUUGCUAUGAAGAUGGAAAAGCACCGCAUCCAACAGUCGACACGGGAAUUAGACCACGAAAUAAACAAAUUGGAGCUCGAAACCUUACGAAGAAGUUUAUUUUAAAACUUGGUACAUGAAUGUAAAUAUUUUUAGU
Molecule: messenger RNA, 631 nt
Organism: Bactrocera latifrons
Lineage: Eukaryota; Metazoa; Arthropoda; Insecta; Diptera; Tephritidae
Exons: 2
Coding region: 10-600 (196 amino acids)
Source: RefSeq, a predicted model, not a curated record